AUGUUAAAUAAAUUAAAAAAUUCAUACAACUUAUUGCAAGAUAGUUAUAUCAAGCUAUGUAUAAAUUUACAAAAGACUCAUUUAGAUUUUGUGGAAUUUAUAAACUUGGAUGAAUUAAAAAAAAAAUUAGAAGUUACUAACUUCAGUUACAGACAUGCUAAAGUUUUUGAUAAUCAAGAAUUAAGAUAUAAAUUGUUGAUUAUUAUAUAAACAAUAGAAAACACAAAUGCUAUCUCUUAUUAUCAAAAAAUAACGAAAACCAUUCUGAGAAACGAUAUUACUUUAAAUUUAAUUAAUUAAUAUUACCUUGAUACUGAAAAAAUCUUUUAUGUAUUUGAAAUGGAAUAUUAUGAUUAAUCCUUAGAAAACUUUGAGAAAUAAUACCUACUCAAUCGUCAAACUAUUAAUUCUUUGAAACAGGAAAUUUAUACUUACUUCGAAGGAAAUCUAAAUUUAGCGCAUAAUUUUGAAGACACAGGAUAUGGAGAUUAUCUUGAAUUUUAUGUUAUGUCACUAAAUUAAGAUAAAAUCCAAAUUAAACUUAAUUUGAUUAGUCCUUUUAUUGAAAAGUAAGAAAUUGAAACUAAUCAAAAUUAAGACCAAUAAGAUGACCAACAAGUAGAUGAAAGUGAAAAUUAAAAUUCUAAUGAAAGUGAAAAUGAAAUUCAAAUUGAAGAUGAUGAUGAAGAUUAAAAUUAAGUUGAAGAAGAAGAAGAAGAAAAUGAAAAUGAAUCCUAAAUUAUAAAUGAAAGUGAAGUAGAAGAAUAAGAAGAAAGUGAAGAUUAAAAUUAAGUUGAAGAUGAAAAUGAAGUAGAAGAAGAAGAAAAUGAAAAUGAAAAUGAAUCCCAAACUGAAAAUGAAAGUGAAAUAGAAGAAUAAGAAUAAUAAGAAAGCGAAAUUCAAAUUGAAAUUAAAGAAGAUGAUGAAGAUUAGAAUUAAGUUGAAGAUGAAAGUGAAGUAGAAGAAUAAGAAAAAAAUGAAAUUUAAACUGAAAUUAAAGAAGAAAAUAAACUUGAAAUUGAUGGAGAUAAUGAUAUAGAAGAUGAGGAUAAAAAUGAAAAUAAUUAUUGCAAAAAAAAAAAUAUGUAACCUGGCAAUUAAAAAUAAGUGAAGAAAAAUACAAGUUUUGAGAAAAUAAUAGAUCAUCUGCCACUAGAAAGCUAAAGUAAUGAGUUUGCUAGAAAAUAAUAAAAAUAUUUAGAUCAAAUUUAGGAUAUAAUUAACCUAGUUAAAAUGAAAAUACCCAAAAAAGAUCUUUCUAAUGUGAUUUAGAAUACUUUUUCAAAUAUUUUGAAUUUUCAUCCCUUGGAAAUUUUUGAGAUCAUUUAAAAGCACCCAAACUACAAAAGUUUUGAAGUUGUAGAGUCAAAUGAAAGUAUCUUUAUCUUGAAAGUUAAUAAAGGGAAAUAAACUAUUUUGUUAGAAGGUUACAAAGCUUGCUCUGUUGAUUAUUAGUUGUUAAUUAAAAACAGUAUUUAAAUUACAAAAAUAAACCCUGAAAAUAUACUUAUUGGUAAUUAAUAUGGUAGUGAUUCAUAUGAAGAUAAUGAAAUUAGCUUGAAUCAGGAUCUAUAAAAUGCAUUCAUUAUUGAUGAGUUAAGCAUUUAACAAUUUACAACUUAAUAUACAGAAAUUUAUGAAUUUGAGCUUCAUAAGCAUGUUGUUUAAAACAAUAAUAAUGAGAGACUCUUUGUAAACACAUGA
Tetrahymena thermophila SB210 is the source of this 1704-nucleotide messenger RNA. RefSeq lists its product as hypothetical. The transcript has 4 exons. The record is from RefSeq and is a predicted model, not a curated record. NCBI's taxonomy places the organism in Eukaryota, Ciliophora, Oligohymenophorea, Hymenostomatida, Tetrahymenidae.